Messenger RNA from Anisakis simplex (herring worm), 171 nucleotides. The record is from the annotation of a GenBank genome assembly. NCBI's taxonomy places the organism in Eukaryota, Metazoa, Nematoda, Chromadorea, Rhabditida, Anisakidae.
AUGCCAGGCACUCAGCCAGUUCUUACUCCUCCCCAACCCAAUAUGGUGGCCAACGCUAUGAUGCGGACGGCUGUCGCUCCUCAUCCAGUUCAGGGAGGAUUUCCACCAGGUGGACCUGUCGCUGCUGCUGCUGCUAUUGCAAGUCAAGCGCCGCAAAUGGGCUCGAUUGCA